This is a messenger RNA of Diplodia corticola, 513 nucleotides long. RefSeq lists its product as uncharacterized. The record is from RefSeq and is a predicted model, not a curated record. The transcript is spliced from 2 exons. The coding region runs from base 1 to 513 and encodes 170 amino acids. Lineage: Eukaryota; Fungi; Ascomycota; Dothideomycetes; Botryosphaeriales; Botryosphaeriaceae.
AUGACAGAAAACGCCAGCCAAGACACCAUCCCUGAGCGCGCUGCAUCCAUGAGAGGAAUCAUCUUCGGCCUUUCAUGCAUCGCAGACAUGGUCAAAUGGCACCGUAAAAUUGAUGACGGGCUGCUCAGAGAAUCUCACUUCUGGACCGCCUUUGAUAAUCUUGGACGAGUUGCUACCAAAUCAACUCCCAUUCCGGAGGUGCAGGACCGAUGGGAGGAGAGCGGAUAUGGAGAGAAGCCCUGCAGCGGAUUCUACAGAAAUUAUGAUAUACCGGCCAUCUUCGUUUGUGGCCAGGAAGCGGCUACCAGGUUAAAAGCCGGGACUAUUGGGGGCUUCGAAGACGGGAAUGAAGCAGCUCCGAAGUUAGCUGACUCCAAAGUCCGAUUUCUAAACAAACGGAUUGAAGAUUUGGCGACAGAGAAGUGGAGCCUGGAGCAGCAAAUGGAGUGGUUGAAAGAGAAGAAUCGGAGGCUUCGCAGCAUGUUGGAGAGCUACGAACUGGGUAACGAGUAG